UCUGAAGCUACCAUUUGUGUAGUUCAUAAUGAGGGCGAAGCUGGUCUGGUAGUAGCCGAGGAUAUUUAAAUUGUCCGGAUCAAAAAAGGGCCCCUCGGUCAAAUCGUUAUUUUAUUUAUUUCUUUAUUUUAUAUCUAUAUUUGCAAACCUCGCGGUGUCAAGUUACCUUGCAUUAAAGCCCAGUCCAGGAAAUCGAGGCAAACACGAGGAGAAAAGAACCGCACAAAUAAAGAAAAAAAGAACAAUGAAAACAGAAGGCAUAGAAGGAACGGAGCGGUUCAUGAGCCCCGGCAAAGGGAGAGGACUGAGGGCUUUGAAACACUUCAAAGUUGGCGAUCUGCUGUUUUCCUGCCCGGCGUAUGCAUACGUGCUGACUGUCAACGAGAGGGGCAGCCACUGUGAAUUCUGCUUUACCAGGAGAGAGGGUCUUUCCAAGUGUGGGAAGUGUAAGCAGGCUUUCUAUUGCAAUGUGGACUGCCAGAGGGGGGAUUGGCCCAUGCAUAAGCUGGAGUGCUCCUCUAUGUGUGCCUUCGGUGAGAAUUGGAGCCCGUCAGAGACUGUAAGACUAGCCGCCAGGAUCAUCGUGAAACAGAAAACGCAGACAAAGAGGACCGAAUCUGAAAGAGUGUUGGCCUUGAGGGAGUUUGAAGCACACCUGGACAAACUGGACAAUGAGAAACAGGAGAUGAACCAGACAGACAUAGCUGCCCUACACCACUUCUACUCCAAGCAUCUGGACUUCCCUGAUGACGAUACGCUCAUCGAGCUCUUUGCCCAGGUCAACUGCAAUGGGUUCACCAUUGAAGAUGAGGAGCUUUCACAUUUGGGCUCUGCUGUGUUUCCCGAUGUCGCUCUGAUGAACCACAGCUGCAAUCCCAACGUCAUCGUCACCUACAAGGGUACUGUCGCCGAGGUGAGGGCUGUCCAGGAAAUCCACCAAGAGGAAGAGAUUUUCACAAGUUACAUUGACCUCCUCUAUCCAACAGAAGACAGAAAUGAAAGAUUGAAAGACUCAUACUUCUUCACUUGUGAAUGCAAGGAGUGCAUCACCAAAUCCAAAGAUAAAGCCAAAAUGGAAAUUCGAAAACUGAGCACACCCCCGAAGCCAGAGGAAAUCCGAGACAUGGUGAAAUACGCCAAGAAUAUCAUCGAGGAGUUCCGGAGAGCCAAGCACUACAAGAAUAUCCUUGUCUCACUCCCUAGUGAACUGCUGGAGAUUUGUGAGCUCAGUCUGGAUAAGAUGGGCUCCAUCUUUGAGGUGACAAAUGUAUAUAUGCUGCACAUGAUGUACCAAGCUAUGGGUGUCUGCCUCUACAUGCAGGACUGGGAUGGAGCCAUGAAUUAUGGAGAGAAAAUAAUCAAACCCUAUAGCACGCACUAUCCCGCCUAUUCUCUCAACGUAGCCUCAAUGUAUCUCAAGCUGGGCCGACUGUAUUUGGGACUUGAGAAGACAUCCUUGGGUGUGAAAGCGUUGAAGCAGGCACUAGCAAUCAUGGAGGUGGCACAUGGCAAGGAUCAUUAUUACCUAGCUGAGAUCAAGAAGGAGAUUGAGGACCAAAAGUGAGGGGCAAGGAAAGACUGUUACCGUUUCCCCCAGAAGCUUGAGUUGAAACAUGUAUACAACCCUACCGCAUUAACAUUUCUCCUAUUUUCCGUCUCUUUGGAAAGAUAGUAUCUGCUUCAGCUGCAGACCACAAAAGCAUUUACAACUUGGGGAUUUUUUUUUCACUUAAUGGAAGUGGUUACUUCUAAAAUAUUUUGCAUGGUUAUGUUAGCAUGUGUCUCCUACUUGGUUUUGAAUGCCUUAAAUGGUCUGUAUAUAUAAAAUAUUGUUCAGUCGUCUUCAAAAUUUAAGUAAAACCAAAUUAGGCAUGGGUUUUAAUGACCAAGUAUAGUUCUGUGUUCUGAUUCAAGGUAUCUGCAUACAAUAAAAAAAAAAAAAAAACAAUCUGGAGUUUUAACUGUGGGUUUACAUCUUUUGCAGACUUUACGGAAGCCUCUUACAGGCUGCAUUUUACAGUAUUUUUUAUGUGAAUUGAAAAAUGUUUUGUGUACAAAGCAGGAGCUUAUUACACGAUUAUUUUUUUCAUUUCAUUCUGGAAAACUCCAUUGUUAUAUGUCAAAGUAAUGUAACGGUUUCUUAUAAUGGUUGAUUUUUUUCUUCUUCAAUUAAUGUGGCUAACAAAUAAGUGUUAUUCUUUAGUGUAAUUUAAUUUAAUGCAUAAAUAGUUAAGCACCAUAUUUAAUGUCAUCUUCAGCCCCAUUCAUUCAACUUGUCUUAUCUACAGAAGGAGAAGGGUUAAGGAUUAUAGGUGCCUGUCAAUACUUUGUUGAUUUUAUAUUUGUUCUGUUUGUAUUGUAUUUGUGUGGUUUGGAGGGUAUAGGAAUGCUUCCUUGUGUUAUGAUUUUUCUUUUUGAAGUUUACUGACAGCAGUACGAUAAUAAAGUAUGAAUGACUCACAUUCUUUGUAUAUGACAAGUAACACAAUGUAGGAUGCAGGAUGUAAUGAAAUUACUAUUGGCAAUUUUAUGUCUACCCUAUAAUGUCAUAUAUUAUCACAGAAUCUUGCGUUCUUAUGCUUAAGUAUGGUCUCUGUAACACUUUGCCCCUUGAGAGGGACUUUUAUUGAAAAUUCUUUUACGGAAAUGACUAAGACCCAGAAAAAAACACUUGCAAGAGGAAUGCAUUUGCAUGAUUACAGUUUUUGUUGAAAUAUGGGCAAAUAUUCACAAGCCGGCAAAUAUGUUUUGGGAAUGUGUUCAAAUACUGUUAUACUGAAUUGAAAAUGCAUAUAUUUGGGUAUAAAAACAUAUUUUAAAUACAAAUUUAACAAGCAAGCAGAGCGAAAAAAGUAUUAAUACAGCUAUAUAUUUAUAAUAAGCUUGUGUUUAAGCUCAGUAAUACGAAAUAAAAAAGGCAGACUAUAGGGUUUGUAGAUGUUAAACAUUAAAUAAAACCUUCAUUGUAGAUGAAGUGAAAUAAUAAUGCUGAAUGUUUUCAGUCCUGAAGUAACAUGCAUAAACAUCCUCUCCUCCAGACUCCCUUUUGGCUCUUAUCCAAACCGAUUACACAACAUAUUCUCUGAAGGUCAGAUCAUAAUGUGAGAAUUUUAAUAAAAUCUAGUCCAUGGUGUUUCAGGUUCAAGCAUUUUUGUGUUUGGAACAUUCAGACUUAACAUUAACCUGCUGAAAUCUUUUAAAGAGGGGAAAAAAUAAAAGCAGAAAAACAAUGAAA
Brienomyrus brachyistius is the source of this 3235-nucleotide messenger RNA. It is a transcript of the gene smyd2a, whose product is annotated as SET and MYND domain containing 2a. Gene Ontology annotation, molecular function: protein binding. The transcript has 12 exons. The coding region runs from base 245 to 1564 and encodes 439 amino acids. Gene Ontology annotation, cellular component: nucleus. The record is from RefSeq and is a predicted model, not a curated record. Lineage: Eukaryota; Metazoa; Chordata; Actinopteri; Osteoglossiformes; Mormyridae.